AUGAAGAACGUAUUCCGUACUAUUGCUAUUGUUGUGAAGAGCGAGAGUAUCAAUCUUUCCAUCUUUCCCCUUCUAUACCUGCUGGUCUUUUAUAUUCCCUUGGUGUCAUCGAUGAAUGAUGCUCCAAUCUGGAUAUCGAAAGGUGUGAGUUCCUAUUCCAAUCAAGAUCUCGCUGGUCGUCGACUUGCUAUCAGCCCCACAUUAUUCAGAACAACCAAUGUUGAAGGCAAAAAACAAAAGACAAGCGACAUACUAAAAGAGCUUCGAUACAAGCAUGCGAUUUUAAUGCCAAGAAAACAGACCAAAAAAACAUCCUACAGCAAGAAAGAGAAUGGCGGGCCCAUUCGUGAUUGGUUUCCAGAUGUAUCUUGGCCAAUAUCGGAACCUCUUGCCCACCCAUCACCAAGCAUGACACCAUCCUCCACUACAGACGUUUUGGACACGUCCUCUCCAACCUUCGAAGAUGUUGUCAAUACCAUCGUGCCAACAGAAAUCACGCGUUUUCCCUCUGCUACGCCCACGACGUUCAUGCCAACUGUCAUCACAGAUGUUCCUACGGGAUAUCAACCUCUAUCGUCAUCUCGACCCACAGCAACACCCAGCCUUACGCCUGUACCUACAACUGAAAGUGUUCCAACCAUGCCACCAUCGAAGGCAGCAUUGCCUACUGGAUCACCGUUGUCGCCCAGUCCUUCCGAAUCCACAAGUGGUCUGCCCACGGCCCAGACUUCUUCAGUUCCAUCAGACACCCCAUCACUGACCCCAAGCAGCAUUCCCAUGGCUCCAAUCAACACCGUCACUGACCGGCCCAGUAUUACUGAUGGUGCCGAUCAAAUUAGCGACGCUCCAGUUGUUGCAACCGGCACCGAAAGCCCAACGAAUCAUCCUGCAAGUGACAGUACUAAUCCAGCAGCAUUGCCUACUGGACCACCCUUGUCACCCAGUCCCUCAGAGUCCCCGAGUAUUUGGUCCACAGUCAUUCCAUCAGAAUCGCCGAGCAAUCAGUCUACGGCCAGUCCAUCCGAAUCUUCAAGGAAUCAGCCUACAAACGAGACUUCUGAAUCCCCAAGUAAUCAGCCCAUCGUGAAGCCUUCUGAAUCGCCAAGUGACAAGCCCACAGUCAGUCCAUCUGAAUCUCCAAGUAAUCAGCCCACACUCGAUCCAUCUGAAUCGCCAAGUGACAAGCCCACAGUCAAGACUUCUGAAUCGCCAACCAAUCAGCCCACAGUCAAUCCAUCUGAAUCGCCCAGUAACCAGCCCACAGUCAAUCCAUCUGAAUUGCCAAGCAACCAUCCCACAGUCAAGACUUCCGAAUCCCCAAGCAUUCAGCCCACAGUCAGUCCAUCCGAAUCCCCAAGUAUUCAACCCACAGUCAGUCCAUCUGAAUCUCCAAGUAUCCAGCCCACAAUCGGUCCAACUGAAUCUCCAAGUAUCCAGCCCACAACCAAGCCUUCCACAGUUGCAUCUGACGUUCCGUCACUGCCGCCAAGCACCACAACUUCUAUGCCUCCAACGAAAGCAGCUAGCCAUUAUCCAACUAGCAACGCUCCAACUGUUGCCAUUGGAACUGAAAGCCCAUCGUCCAUGGAAAACACGAAUCCACCUGAUGACUCGGUGGCAAAUAAGCGGUCGUUGAAUGGUUUUGAGCUAUCAUUAAAACCCAAACAGGAUCGUUCCACGAGGGGCAAUGCAAUCGAUACAGACGAUUUGGAACCUACCAUUGCAGCUGCUAUGGGCUCCUUUUUCUUUUCUGAGUUUCAUUCCACAUGGAACAACCUUCAGAGCAUACAAUUAUCAGUCCAAGCUCGAUCGGAUGGUACCUUUGGCAAGAAUACCACCACCUCCAAUGAUACCCGAAAGUCUAGGAGAUUGAGCCAUGAUUCCCAUUUGACUGAUGAUCGGAGACUACUGGGCAGUUGGAUCUUUGUCGUUUCGAUUGGAAUCGCAAGUUUUGACGCUACCACCACUACCAUUCCUACCUCAAUUGAAAUCGACCUGUCACAAAAGAAUGCCUUGGACCAAACGCUUGCCAUUGAUUCGCUCUUUGAGGAAUGGAAUAUUCCAUGGACCAUUUAUAAUGUCACCAUGAUUGGGCAGUUCGCAUCAUCAUCAUCUCCACCUCCUUCUCAAAUGGACGAAAACUCAUCCGGAACCAAUGCACAAGUGACCGUCUUGGUUCCCACUGCCUUUUGUGUCUUGAUCAUUUCCAUGAUAUUCCUAUGGGCACAAUCGCACUACCGCAAGCGUCGUCGCGGUGGCUUUCCACGAUUUGCAACGAGUACUAGCGUCAUGACAAAGAACAGCACGUCCGAAGCAAGUCAUGAUGAGCCAGAAAUCACUGGCAGCCAAGAAGGCCCCACCACUAUAUUUCAAUCCCCGACUACUACCACGACCCCCGAGGCUGAUGAAGACGAUGACGACGAAGAUGAUGAUGAUGAAGAAAUUGAAAUUCACUUUCGCUAUAGCAAAGAUCACGAAGAGCAACGAGAAAUGGUGCUAUUUGAAGAUUUGGACGAGUUUGUAUGGGAAAUAUCUUCUUCUUCCUCCAAUCCCACUGACGAAACCACCAACAGUCAUGAUAGCGAUCGCAGUGACAGCGAGAACAACCUACCAAACCGAGAACUCAGCAUCAUUGAGGAGCAGUCCGAAUCAUCCGAGCACUUUGAGGAAGCCCUUCAAUACAGCCAUGAACAGUAUGGUAAUGACGACGAGGACGAGGUCGACGCCGACGCCAAGUCUACUCAACACAAGCCUAUGGGCAGUACUUCGACACGCAAAAAGACAUCUACCAUCGCCAGUAUAACCAUCCCGGGCUUCAAACCCUCACCAAACACUGCCAUGACUCGUGUCGACGAGGUCAAGAGGACCGAGUCCACGACAGCCACCACCAAUACGACCACCCCGCCAACCAAGUCUUCGCUCAAACCCGCACCAAGCAAGAAGGCUAAUAGUAGCUCAGCAAACCAGCAGUAUCAGAAUCACUUUUUGACGUGGGACAGUUUGGUGGAAGCCUCCUAUUUGGCCCAUGCUUCCCCCGAGAAGGACAGCAUUUAUGAAUCCUAG
This is a messenger RNA of Cylindrotheca closterium, 3063 nucleotides long. The record is from the annotation of a GenBank genome assembly. Lineage: Eukaryota; Bacillariophyta; Bacillariophyceae; Bacillariales; Bacillariaceae.